AUGAAAAGAGUUCUGUUGGGACUGGUAUUGCUGGUACCUGCCAUUGCCAGCCGGCUCGACAUUGCUCGAAACAAAGGUUUCCAUCCGAACCUCGCUCGAGGGCUGAGCGGACGAGCUGCUGCUGCCACAGAAGAGAGAGCUAGCAAAAGCUAUCGUUACCGCAAUGGCAAUACUGAGAAAUUCUUCGUGGAGUCCAUGCCGGACAUCCCACAAAGCUUCAUGACGGAAAUGUACAGCGGUCUAAUCCCAAUAGACGAGGAGGAGCCAGACCGCGCACUUUUCUUCAUCUUCCAGCCUCGCAUUGGCGGCCCGCCGGUAGACGAGAUCACUAUCUGGAUGAAUGGUGGUCCUGGUUGCUCAUCACUUGAGGGCUUUUUGCAGGAAAAUGGCUACAUCAGAUGGACUUGGGGCCAGUAUGCGCCUACUGUAAAUGACUACAGCUGGGUGAACCUCACGAAUGUGCUGUGGGUAGAGCAACCGGUAGGCACUGGCUUCUCCACGGGACAGGUCAGAGCCACGAGCGAGGAGGACAUAGCAGGCGACUUCAUCAAGUUCUUCAAGAAUUUCCAGACAACCUUUGGAAUCAAGAACUACAAGACCUUUGUCACAGGCGAAUCCUACGCCGGCCGCUACGUCCCAUACAUCGCCAACGCAAUGCUCGAACAGAACGACACUUGCUACUACGACGUCCAGGGCGCUCUGAUGUAUGACCCUGUCAUCGGCGCCUUCGACGUUCAAAACGAUAUGACCAUUUACCCAUUCGUCGAAGCAAACAACAACGUGCUUGGUUACAACGCUUCUUUCCUGGCACACAUGAAGGAGAUGGAAGAAGAGUGCGGCUUCAGCGACUUCCGUGACAAGUACAUGCAGUAUCCGCCUUCGGGGAUGCAGCCGCCACUUGCGGAGAGUAAGACGAAGUGCGCGUUGUGGAAUGAGGCAUAUUAUGCAGCUUACGCUCCCAACCCUUGCUUCAAUGUCUACAUGCUCGGCUUCACAUGUCCCCUUCUCUCCGACCCACUCGGCUACCCGACCGAUUUACAACUAUCCUACCCCGGCUUACCAGUCUACUUCAAUCGUACAGACGUCAAAAAGGCUAUGCACGCCCCGAUGGACGUCGAAUGGCUCGAGUGCGCUCCCCAUGCCGUCUUCAAAGGCAACGGCGGCCCCGAAGGCUACGGGGACACUAGUCCAGACCCCAUCCAAAAUGUCCUUCCUCACGUCAUCGAGGCAACCAACAGAGUUCUCGUAUCGAACGGUGCUUUGGACAUGGACGUCCUCACCAACGCCACGCUUCUUGCGAUCCAGAACAUGACGUGGAACGGCAUGAUGGGCUUCCAGAGCGGCCCGGAGAGCUGGAAGGAUAUCGUGAUCACGCUUCCGGAUCUGCAGUAUCAGGGGCUGUUUGAGGAGAACGGGGCUGGCGGGCUGGAUCGGUAUCAGGGCAUUAUGGGGAAGCAGCAUUUUGAGCGAGGUUUGAUCUUUGCGGAGACGUAUCUGUCGGGCCAUAUGCAACCACAGUUUCAACCUCGUUCCGCAUAUAGGCAUUUGCAGUGGGUGCUGGGAAGGAUCGAGCAUUUGUAG
This is a messenger RNA of Saxophila tyrrhenica, 1581 nucleotides long. RefSeq lists its product as uncharacterized. Gene Ontology annotation, biological process: proteolysis. The record is from RefSeq and is a predicted model, not a curated record. Bases 1 to 1581 code for a protein of 526 amino acids. The transcript has 7 exons. Gene Ontology annotation, molecular function: serine-type carboxypeptidase activity. Lineage: Eukaryota; Fungi; Ascomycota; Dothideomycetes; Mycosphaerellales; Extremaceae.